AUGAGUAUUAAAGCGAUCUCCUCGUCGAACGUUAUCCUAGAGGGUCUUCAACAACCUGCUACUAUUGUUUAUUCGACCGAAAGCGGGAAGAUACUAGAGAUCUUUGAUGAAGUCGUUCCUAGGCUUCAAGACAGUCGGCUCGCUUCAUUGAAUGUUUCCGAGUACAUAAUUGUGUCGCCUCAUGUGAUUAUGCCCGGAUUGGUUGACACACAUGUUCAUCUCAAUGAACCUGGGCGCACGGAAUGGGAAGGAUUUGCCACGGGGACGCAAGCUGCAGCAACCGGAGGUGUCACCACAGUGGUUGACAUGCCUUUGAACGCGAUCCCACCAACUACGACGGUCGAAAACCUUGAAAUAAAGCUCAGUGCAGCCGAGGGCCAACUGUGGUGCGACGUGGCCUUUUGGGGUGGACUUGUGCCCGACAACAUCGAAAGCUUGGUGCCGCUUGUGCAAGCCGGUGUUCGCGGGUUUAAAGGAUUUCUUAUAGAUUCUGGUGUGGACGAGUUCCCGAUGAUCGAAAAAAGGCAUAUUAAAGCCGCGUUUGACGUCCUCGAGGGCCAUAAGACGGUGUUACUAUUCCAUGCGGAACUGCAGAGUUCAAGUCACCAUCACACUGUGGUUAAUAACGACGGGUUGAAUUUGCGGUCCAUACGCUCCCUAGAUGGUACCGAAACCAUGACCGAGGAACAGUCCAAUGCUCUUGCCCUGUCUACAGUUUUGUCACCUGCAGAACCACGUCGCGGCGAACCUUCUCACAUAGUGCACCACGACGACCAGAUAAGUGCACCUCUGACAGAAGCUGCCAAGGAGGACGAUAAUCUGAGCAACAUCGACCCGAAAAGUUAUCUCUCAUUUCUGUUGUCGAGACCGGACGCUUUUGAAACAAAUGCCAUUGGCCUUAUCAUAUCCUGCCUUAAGGAAAUGAUGCAAAAAAAGGGAUCGGUGACUCCUGUUCAUAUCGUACAUCUUGCUUCUCGCGAGGCAAUCCCGUUAGUGGCAUCGGCUCAAAGAGAUUUCAACCUCCCCAUUACUGCGGAAACGUGCUUCCAUUAUUUGACGUUUGCUGCCGAGCGCAUAGAAAGAUCAGCAACAGUCAUGAAAUGCUGUCCUCCAAUUCGGGACGAAAACAACAGGCUUGGUCUCUGGGAGGGGUUAACAGACGGUAUAAUUUCGACUGUAGUCAGCGACCAUUCUCCAUGUACUCCAGAGCUGAAGAAUCUGGCAAAUGGUGAUUUUUUUGCAGCCUGGGGUGGAAUUUCCUCUGUCGGGUUGGGCUUACCGAUCAUCUUCACUGAGGCCCAGAAAUUCUCAAGAAGUAUCACGCUUUGUGAUAUUGUGCGCUGGUGUUGCGAGAACACGGCGAUUCAGGUCGGGCUACAGGAUCGGAAGGGGUUUUUGAAAGUGGGUCACGACGCUGACUUCAUUAUUUUCGAUCGGUACCAAGAACAGAAGAUCAGAAAUGAAAAUGUUCAAUUCCGGAAUAAGAUUACGGCGUACCAUAAGCUACCGUUGCGCGGUCGCGUGUUGACGACCGUUCUAAGAGGUCGCGUCAUUUUCGAAGACGACAGUGGUAUUUCCUCUAAUCCUAUGGGACAGACGCUGCUCGAACCAAGGAAAUUGUAG
Messenger RNA from Lachancea mirantina, 1623 nucleotides. The record is from the annotation of a GenBank genome assembly. NCBI's taxonomy places the organism in Eukaryota, Fungi, Ascomycota, Saccharomycetes, Saccharomycetales, Saccharomycetaceae.